GAUGUGGGUGACUUGGGGCAUAGUCUAAAGUGCUGUGGGCCCGUGCAAUUGAUGAUGCAGUUGAGGGCGGGUGGACUAAGUGCUGUAAUUGACACAGCCUAAGCGCUUAUGGGAAGCUUAGAGAUAACUAAUGGAGCUUAGGGGGCAUCAGUAGUUGGAAGCUGCCCCGGGACAGCAGCCUGCCAGAAUCCUACAAACACCUACAACAAUCCGCAGAAAUGAAUGUUUCAGCACUCUGGACAGCGCUCUGCGUUUUCAUGUGUGGAGCUGCAUUUGCUUGCUCAGGAAAGAAGACGGAAAACAAUACUGGGCGUUUCGCCAAUGCCACACUGGUUCGGUUAAGUGACCUUUUAAGUGCCGGAUACAAGAAAGGAGUUCGCCCAGUACGAGACUGGAGAAGUUCAACGACCGUGUCCAUUGACUUAAUGGUUUACGCUAUUCUUAAUGUGGAUGAGAAAAACCAGGUCUUGACAACAUACGUGUGGUACAGACAGCAAUGGACAGAUGAGUUCCUUGUGUGGAAUCCUGAAGAAUAUGAUGAAGUCAAGCAAAUUUCCAUGCCUACUGCCAACGUCUGGAUUCCUGAUAUCCUAAUCAAUGAGUUUGUGGAUGUCGGAAAGUCUCCAGAUAUCCCAUACGUCUAUGUGAGCCACAACGGAACUGUGCGCAACUAUAAACCCAUCCAGGUGGUGACAGCCUGUUCCCUUAACAUCUAUAACUUUCCGUUUGAUGUCCAAAACUGUAGCCUGACUUUCCAGAGCUGGCUGCACACGACAAAUGACAUCAACAUCAGUCUCAUAAGGACGCCUGAGGCUGUAAAGAAUGACAAGAGUGUGUUCAUGAAUCAGAGUGAAUGGGAACUGCUUCAUGUUCUCUCCAAAUACAAAAACUUCAGUGUGGACCAAAAGGAAUACUACGCUGAAAUGAAGUUUCAUGUUGUGAUUCGACGCAGACCUCUGUUCUAUACAGUAAACCUCUUGUUGCCCAGUAUAUUCCUGAUGGUGAUGGACAUAGUUGGGUUUUACCUGCCUCCAGACAGUGGAGAGCGAGUGUCCUUCAAAAUCACUCUCCUCUUGGGAUAUUCAGUCUUUCUCAUCAUUGUUUCUGACACCCUGCCAGCUACUGCCAUAGGGACCCCACUUAUCGGUGUGUAUUUUGUGGUGUGCAUGGCUCUGCUGGUGAUCAGUCUGACGGAGACGGUUCUGAUCGUGCGGCUGGUGCACAAACAGGAUCUGCAGUCCCGUGUGCCCCAGUGGGUCAAGCACCUGGUGCUUGAGAAGGCCACAGGCCUGCUCUGCAUUCGCAAUAAGAAGUUCUGCUCCCUCCUCUCUCAGGGAUCUGACCUCCCUCUCUACAAAGAGAACAACAUGAACACAGUGCGCUGCAACCAUCACAACUGCGAGGGAUCCAGAGACACAGGGAGAAGCUUGGGUUUGGGUCUGACCGUGCGGGAAAGCGCCCCUCCUGUCAUGGACAGCAUUUUGCAAGAGAUCACCACCAUCCGUCAGUUCAUAGAAAAAAAGGAUGAGAGCAGGGAGAUUGCUAAAGAGUGGCUGCAGGUAGGGUACGUAUUGGACGUCCUGUUGUUCAGGGUCUACAUGCUGACCGUGUUGGCCUACAGCAUCACUUUAGGCACACUCUGGUCUGUAUGGCAGAACGCCUGACCGCAGAGAUGGAUCACAGAUAGAAGGCGCCAACUGUAUCUCGCUGCUUAAAAUAAAAGCAGUGGUCGAUGUAAGUGAAUGUGCUGGUAAUGUGAUUGCUAUCUCACAGCAGAAUAACUUGUUGAGCACCAUGACGCAGAAAUGUGCUUACUUUAAAAGUUAUUACUGUACUUGUGGACUGCUGUGAUGACCAGAUCCAUGACAGCUGCUACAAUACAACAGAUUUUGCUUUAUUACAUAAACAUUUUAAUAUGAGCUGUUGAACUAAAUAUCACAAUGACUGUGCUGAUAUGAAGUACACCAGCAUGUGUGCUUUUAUCCACCAGACGUUCAUAUCAUGCGACAUACAUUCCAGACAGAAUAUAGCCAGCUUUUCGGUUUAUUUUUUGUUCUGCCAGUAAAAAAUGUUUCAAAGUGAGAGCAAAAAAUGAAUACAAAGUUCCAGUGCAGUUACAUUAAAAUAUAUGCGCUUUUAAAUGCCUUGUUAUAUCCAGAUUAAUAGACUGGAUUCACUGUUGUAUAACAAAUAUGUCUUCAGAUCUUUCAUUGAUAUAUUGUGCCUAAAGCUUUUCAAUCUGUUACCUGUUUUCUGCAUGAAAGUGACUACAGUGCUUUACUAAAACUGAAAUUUUACUACGUACUGUAUAAUUGUUUGAUUGUAUAACUGUGACCAGUGGCGGCCGGUGACUUCUUUUUUCGAGGUCGUACGGUGUGAAGUGUGUCAAAACAUGUAUGUAGCCCAUCAUGUGUGUGGUUUGUAAUUUCAAAAUAUGUGUUUGGCGUGUCAAGUGAUCCUAUGUGCAUCACGUGUCUUGUGAUGCACAUAAGUGCCUGCUGCAGAUGUGUCUAAAGGGUUUAUGAUAAAAGAGACGCUCGCGUUUGCCACAGUUUACUGUUAAGGUAGUGUCUUUUGUGUAUUUUGUGAACGUGAGCGUCUCUUUUAUCAUAAAUGGUUUUGACGCGUGUGCAGCAGGCACUUAUUUUGACAAAACAUGUGAUGCACAUGGUUCACAUGAUGCAACAAACACAUAUUUUGUAAACACGAGCAACACACACGACUCUCCGAACUCAUAUUUUGAAUUUUCACCCCUCGGAUGAGCAGUCACGAGCCGCCACUGAAUGUGCCACAGUUUUGGCCAUUCAAUUAAAUUUGUGUACAUUGUAAAACUAUCUGCAGUACGGUCGGUGUUUGACAAAAAUGAUAUCCUGUUAUUGAAAUCCGCCUCUUUGAUUAAAGUGUCCAGUAAUGUGUAUGUAUUUAUAUAA
This is a messenger RNA of Paramisgurnus dabryanus, 2930 nucleotides long. RefSeq names its product 5-hydroxytryptamine receptor 3A. The record is from RefSeq and is a predicted model, not a curated record. Gene Ontology annotation, cellular component: postsynaptic membrane. Gene Ontology annotation, molecular function: transmembrane signaling receptor activity; extracellular ligand-gated monoatomic ion channel activity. NCBI's taxonomy places the organism in Eukaryota, Metazoa, Chordata, Actinopteri, Cypriniformes, Cobitidae. Gene Ontology annotation, biological process: monoatomic ion transmembrane transport.